CCGUGGGGGAAAAAAAAGACUGCAAAAUAGGAGAGCAGGAAAGUUCCUUCUGUCUUUCUUUCUCUUUGCCCUUUUCUUUGUUCUUCCCUGCCUUCAGUGUCUCUUCUCAUCUGUAACAGCCACCAUCUCAUUCCCAAUUGGCCUGUUAUUUUUAUGUUAUUCUUAUUGUCCUUUGUGUGUGAAUGAAGAAUUGUAUGUAUCCCUGUCUACAUUCUGGUGUCUUCCCUUUUGUCUUGUACUUGCCUUGUUUUGAUGGUUCCUUAUGUUCAGUUUCCAGGCUUUCUCUGAGAAAUGCCAGCUACUCCAGUGGACAGGACUCUCACGUACCUGGAGGAAUAAGAAUCAGGAAGACCAGAACAGCUGGUCCAUCUUCCCAUGACAGACUUGGCUCCCAUCCUUUUGUGUGUGUUUGGUCUUGAUUAUUAUAGAAAACAAACUGAAGAAAUGUAAUUUCAUAACUAUUUGUUUGCCAUAGAGUGUGAAGUUCCCUUUUCUGUCUUUUUUAAACUGAUCCAUUCUCUAGGUUAUUUGCUCUUUCUCAUGCUGUUGACUUAUCUUCUUGAAGAUAUAAUCUAGAAAAAAGGGAAGCCCUAGUAUGAGGUUUUUUGGCCAUUUCUUAUAAUUCUGACUCUUAUUAUUUCCUCUGAGUAAAGUGCUCUGAUACUCUGCCCAUCACUCUCAAGAGGAUUUGGAUUGCCAUUUAGCAUAUGAGCUAAAAGAAGGUAAUGGAAAAGGGGGAAAAGUUACAUAUAAGUGAAUAGAUCUUAGAUUUCUGUUUGUGUAGGAAGAGAUCUGAGUUCUGAUUUUAGCAUUUGUUCCCAGGAAAAAGUUUCCAGAAUUAGGUAAGUAAGGAGAAUGCUCAGAGCAUCCUGAUAUAGCCUUCAAUGCUAUCUUCAACCUCCCAGCUAACUAGUUUUUUUUUUGUAUUUGUCCAAUGGGGUCACUUUGAUCUUAUAGACUUAAUUGUGCAUAUGGUAGACAGAAAAAGAAGAGGAGAAGGAACUGUUUUCCCCCCGUCAGGUUUUCCCUUCCUACUCCCAUGAGUUUAGGUCAUUCAUCCCUUUGUCCUUCAGACCAUAUGUGCUCAGUCCCCUCACUGGACUCCGAAGCAGGUCCAUUUUCGUAUGUCACUCUCCCCUCCAUGCCCACUGCAGUUCAGUGUGAAGAUUUUCCCUCAGAUGUGUCACUGAAUGAUGCCAUGGGAAGCAGAGCUUCUGCUGAUAAGCGUGGGACCAUCUGCUUGGCACAUCGCAAAUAUUUUCAGUCGUGGGAGAGCAGCCCUUUAUUUCAGUAGAGAAAGGAGGCUCCAGCCAUCCUCCAAGGAGUGACUGAGGCUGGAGAUCCUCCACCUGGAGGUGGGGGAGGAGGGGGAGCCUGCCCUUCUGGACGGAUGCCUCAGAACACUGAAGAGGAUCCUGCCCAUGAGCAUCUCUGGACUCUCCCAUGAGAUAAGAUUAUUCUUCUAUAAAAUCUCUCUGAGCAUGGAGCCAUUUACCAUUAUUCUUUGGGGUAGAAGAAACUUUUUUUACUUCAGUGUCCUCCUCUGAAGAGGAACCUCAGUUAUCCCUGUUCCCAAUAGCUCGCUGAUUGUAUGGCAUAUUUGUGGAACUGUUCCCAGAACAGAAGCCCCCCUCUGAGACCCCCUCAUGGAUGAAGCAAACCUGACAUCUCUCGUCCCUGAAGCACUGGGGAAUACUUCCAGCCACAGGAACACUUCCACGGGAGAUGUGGAUCGGAAAAUCCCAAUCGUGCACUGGGUCAUCAUGAGCAUCUCCCCCCUGGGCUUUGUGGAAAAUGGAAUUCUUCUGUGGUUUCUCUGUUUCCGAAUGAGGCGGAACCCCUUCACCGUCUACAUCACCCACCUGUCUAUUGCCGACAUCUCUCUGCUCUUUUGUAUCUUUAUCUUAUCGGUUGACUAUGCUCUAGAUUACGAGCUCUCUUCUGGGUACUAUUACACCAUUGUUACUUUGUCGGUGACCUUUCUGUUUGGCUACAACACGGGCCUCUACCUCCUGACAGCCAUCAGCGUAGAGCGUUGCCUGUCGGUCCUGUACCCCAUCUGGUACCGCUGUCACCGGCCCAAGCACCAGUCCGCCUGUGUCUGUGGCCUCCUCUGGGCCCUUUCCUGCUUGGUGACCACUAUGGAGCAUGUCAUGUGCAUAGACAUUGGAAGGAAGGGCCAUUCCCAGAGUGACUGCAGGGCCGUCAUUAUUUUCAUCUCCAUUCUGAGCUUCCUCGUGUUCACGCCUCUCAUGGUGGUCUCCAGCGUGAUCCUGGUGGUGAAGAUCCGCAGGAAUAGCUGGACUUCUCACUCAUCCAAACUCUACAUAGUCAUCAUGGUCACCAUCAUCAUCUUCCUCAUUUUCGCCAUGCCCAUGAGACUCCUUUACCUCCUGUACUACGAGUACUGGCCAACUUUUGGCAACAUGCACCAUAUUUCCCUUCUCUUCUCCACCAUCAACAGCAGUGCAAACCCUUUUAUUUACUUCUUCGUGGGCAGCAGCAAGAAGAAACCAUUCAAGGAGUCCUUAAAAGUCGUCCUCAACAGGGCUUUCAAAGAUGAGAUGCAAGUGAGACGCCAGGAAGACAACCCUGAUGCGAUCGCUGUGGAGACAGUGGUCUGAAGCUCAGGGUCUUCCUCUUGGGGAUUUGUGCUGCUUGGUGCACAUCUCCUGCACAAUCCCUGGAACUCACUGUAACCUGAUUUUAUAUAUGGGAUAGCGGGCGUCCUUACCAGAUGCAGGUAGAUGAUUGGAUUGUACCCUUGAGCCGUGACUUCUGGACCUGCCUUUGCUUAUGUCACGCCUCCAUUAAUUUUGUACCUUCCUCUACUCUCUAAGAUUGUGUGAUGGCAUUAUCCCAAGGAGCUGUAAGAUAAGACUUUUAGAUGAAAAAUUUACAAAUAUUCCCAGAAAAAAACCGACAGAAGUAUUUGUUAGAAGUUGGAUUCUUUUGAAAUAGUAAAAGGAAAAAAGGAAAAAAACCCUAGUUUUAUCAUGUAUACUUUAUUGUUUUAAAGGUUUUAUUUUAAAUACAUUUUUCCCUUGUAGUAUUUAAACCUAAUAGAGAAAAAUUGAAAUUUUAUGCAGCUUCUGCAAACUUGAACUGGUAACUCCUAAUAUGUUAGGCAAUAAUCUUAGGGUAGCAUCAUAUAAUAGAUAGAUGGAUGGUCUUAGGAUUAAGAAAGCCUGUGUUUAAGUUCGAUUUCUGAUGUGUUCUAGUUGUGUCAACACAGGAAAAUCACUUAAGUUCUCAGUGUCCCAGGCAAUCAUCUAAGACUAUAAAUUUACAUGAGUUGUUGAUCUGUGCCAAUAGAAGGACUUUCCACACUAGGAGCUUUCCACAAUGGUAAGAUUGGGGGAAGGGGGGGGAGGGAACAAUUGGAGUAUGAACCUCUCUCCCCAGUUAGAGGAUAAAACCCUAUAGCUUUUUUUGGAAGAAAUCUUGAUUUAAAGAAUUGUAUUUUUGAGUUCUUUGUAUUGUAUAUAAACAUUGAUAAAUAGAAUUAGAUAUAUCCAUCCAUGAGAUUGAAUGAAAUGAUUUUUCAUUUAUGGAAGGAGACUUUUUCUCAGAGCCAGUUUCCCUUCAGCUCUAUCUCUCCAUCUAAGACAUUUCCUUGCUGAUUUUUUUUUUUUCUGGAAGAAGUCAUGUGGUAGGGGAGAGCACAAGGUAGUAUCAUGGGGAAAUGAUGUUGGUAGGCAGGAAACAGGACUUUUUUCCCCCAAGAAUUUCCCCAGCAUCAUUGCCCAUUCCCCAUCAUUUCAGAACUCAUCUACAAGGAUAUACAACUAUUUCAAUACUGUCUGCACUAUCUUGGACUGCAUGUCCUUAUUAUUAGUUGUAAUGUGUGAAAUGUGCAAUUUAGAGACUCCAUGCUAUGUUAACUUGCCUUCUGUCCCCUUUUCCAAAAACCUCAUAGAGAUAAAGUGUUUCAAGUGGCAAUUUGACCGAGUAAAAUAAUUACAUUCUUAAAUGAGGCUUAUUAGUUUUUGUUUUAAUUACAUGUUCCUAAAAGGAUGAUAGGAGCAAUGAUGAAAGACACUAUUAUUAUGGUCUUUCUUCUCCAAUGGCCUUCUCCAAGAAAAUAAGGAUGGCUCUUUUCAGGAGGGGUAGCCUCAGAGGGCUGAGCUAGAAUCUUUCGUGCCAUGACCAGCUUCAUCCCAACUGCCAACAAAGUUCAGCUCCAAGGCUCUUAACAGUGAGUGACAACAUCUGAUUCACAGAGAAGGCAGCUUGAUUCUUAGAGCCCAGAUGGGGUGUGUGGUGGUGACAUUUAGAAUGGACUUGUUUUUGAGGGAAAACAUGGCAUCUUCACAGAGAAACUGCAGAAUAAAUAAUGGAGAACUAGGGAACUGUUUUCUCACUCUCACCAAAUCAUAGAAGACAGUAUUAGUUUCAAAGCAGAAUGGCUCAAAACUAUCUUUUCUCAAAGGGAUUUUGGAGUUUCUUGAAACAUUUCUAAGGGAAAUUUGGAAAUGUUAAGCUAUACUUAAUUCCAUCCUUCAAAUAAGGUAAAGUUGAAUAUGAAUGUGAACAGGAAUAUAUAACCUUUUAACAAUGCUGCUAUAAAGAACUGGAAUUCAGGUUUCAGAUUAAUCCUUCAGUGUUGAGAAAUCAACUGAUUUUCCUUCUUUCUAUAUCUCCUUCUAUCCUCUCCUAAGGGUGCUGGUAAAUAUUUAAUGAUCAGCUUUGGGGCAAACAUAUAUAUGCUAGCAUAUACUUUUCAAUUUAAUCUACUGUAUUAGAUUUUCUCUGUUACUUUCUUAAGUCUAGAAAAUCAACAAAACAAGAUAACCCUGAUUUGUAAGGUUUCUUGAUUUCUGGGGUAUAAAUACUCACACUAAAAAUUUAAAAAUAAAUUCUCAAGCUUUCCAGUUGUCGCCAGCAUAUCUCUAAUUCUCUUCCCACUUCACCCAUUGCCUUCCAAGUUAAAAAAAAAAUGAAUUGUCAACUGCAAACUACAAAAGAUAAUAUACCAGAAAACUUAGACAAAGUAGGUGAACAACAAGUAAAUAAUCUUUUCAAAAUUUCACAUGUAGAAGAAGGUCUAUUAUAUCUGCUAUUGUUAGGGUACACAGACCUACAUCAUUGUAAACACUUAUUUCCCUUGCUAGAAUAGAAUGUAAGCUCUUUGUGAGUAGGAUUUGUUAUUUCCUUUGUACAUAUAUUUCAAACACUUAGCACAGUACCUGGUCCAUAAGUGGCAUUUAAUAAAUGUUUAUUUAUCAA
Messenger RNA from Antechinus flavipes (yellow-footed antechinus), 5229 nucleotides. RefSeq names its product proto-oncogene Mas. The coding region runs from base 1647 to 2624 and encodes 325 amino acids. Gene Ontology annotation, cellular component: membrane. Gene Ontology annotation, molecular function: angiotensin receptor activity. Lineage: Eukaryota; Metazoa; Chordata; Mammalia; Dasyuromorphia; Dasyuridae. The record is from RefSeq and is a predicted model, not a curated record. Gene Ontology annotation, biological process: G protein-coupled receptor signaling pathway. The transcript has 4 exons.